Molecule: messenger RNA, 6726 nt
Organism: Pelodiscus sinensis (Chinese soft-shelled turtle)
Lineage: Eukaryota; Metazoa; Chordata; Testudines; Trionychidae
Gene: KIF18A
Product: kinesin family member 18A
Biological process (GO): microtubule-based movement
Molecular function (GO): microtubule binding; microtubule motor activity; ATP binding
Source: RefSeq, a predicted model, not a curated record
UCGGAGGGCAGGACACCAGACCGCCGCCAUAAACAGGCUGUGAAUUAAAGGGACGUUGCCCGUUUAAAACUGAUACUUGUGUUGAAAAACGCUUGCUUCCUGCGCGAGAGAUGGUUCCGAAAGACAAGUCAUUUGUUCCCAACUUAUCUGAAAGCGGUUGAGUGCGACUACUUUCCUUCUUUCUCCUGCGUGAUCAGUCUCCCUUAUCGCUCUGUCGCUCGCGACAGACAGACGACAUGCUUAUUCUCAAAUGCUGGUCUCCAGAGGAGCUCUGCAGAGGCAUGGGGAUCUGCAACAUGGAGCGCUCUAUGAGAUUUCGGUUACUUGGUCUGGAGAAUUCUUGGUAGCAAAGAAGAACUAAACCAAAGCAUCGUUAUGUCUACUGCUACCCAGGAAGAUAUUUGCAAUCAUGUAAGAGUGGUGGUCCGUGUCCGUCCAGAGAAUCAAAAAGAAAAAGAUGGCAACUUUAGCAAAGUGCUUCAUGUUGUAGACAAGCACAUACUGGUCUUUGAUCCAAAAGAAGAGGAAGUUAGUUUCUUUCACAAGAAGAAAGUAGGAUAUAGAGAUAUUAACAAGAAGAAAAACAAGGAUCUCAAAUUUGUAUUUGAUGCUGUUUUUGAUGAAAAUUCAUCUCAAUCAGAAGUUUUUGAACACACUACCAAAACUGUGCUUGAUGGCUUUUUAAAUGGAUACAACUGUACAGUGCUUGCAUAUGGCGCAACAGGAGCAGGAAAGACGUACACAAUGCUGGGCUCACCUAAAGAACCCGGAGUCAUGUAUCUAACCAUGAUGGACCUUUACAAUUGCAUGGAUCAAAUAAAAGAAGAUAAAUUGUGUACUGUUGCAGUUUCAUACCUAGAGGUCUACAAUGAACAGAUCCGUGACCUGCUAGUAAAUUCAGGACCAUUGGCUGUCCGUGAAGAUACCCAGAAAGGAGUAGUAGUUCAAGGAUUAACAUUGCAUCAGCCUAAAUGUGCAGAGGAGAUCCUUCAGAUGCUGGAUUAUGGAAACAAAAAUAGAACACAGCACCCCACUGAUGUGAAUGCCUCCUCUUCUCGGUCUCAUGCUGUCUUUCAGAUUUAUUUAAGGCAGCAAGAUAAAACUGCAAGUAUCAGUCAAAAUGUUCGUAUUGCCAAAAUGUCCCUCAUUGACCUGGCAGGGUCUGAACGUGCCAGUGUCACAAAUUCCAAAGGAGCUCGUUUUAGAGAAGGUACCAACAUUAAUCGCUCACUGCUAGCUCUUGGAAAUGUCAUUAAUGCCUUGGCGGAUCCAAAGAGCAAGAAACAACAUAUUCCUUAUCGUAACAGCAAGCUGACUCGUUUAUUGAAAGAUUCUCUUGGAGGGAAUUGUCGGACUAUAAUGAUAGCUGCUGUUAGUCCUUCUUCAAUGUUCUAUGAUGACACUUACAACACUCUUAAGUAUGCAAACCGAGCAAAAGAUAUUAAAUCUUCUUUGAAAAGCAAUGUUGUUAGCUUGGACAGUCAUAUAAGUCAAUAUGUUAAGAUUUGCAAUGAACAAAAGAAAGAGAUCAUAAUGCUGAAAGAGAAACUGAGAGCAUAUGAAGAAGAAAAAGCAGCCAUUUCAGAAAAUUGUGGUACAAAUGUUCUUUCAAACCAGCAGCAAGCAGGUAUACAAAGUAGAUUCCAAGAAAUUCUAAAAAGUUUGUUUAUAAACCGGGAGGAAAUCAGAAAGGAAUACCUCAAGCUAGAAAUGCGACUUAAAGAGAAUAUUUUGAAAACGUAUUACCAGAAACAAUUCCAUGAACAAAUUGAGUUGGUGUGCUCUCAAGACAGAGUAGAAAAGGCCACUUGUAAACGGGAUCAUAGACUCGCAAUGCUUGAAACUCGUCGUUUGCAUGUACAGAAGAAGAGAGAAGACGAGAUGAAACGCUUUGAGGAGAAUACGAGCUGGCUGCAUCGUGUGGAAAAUGAAAUGCGCCUCUUGGGUCAUGAUGGCCAUAUUCCACAGAUGCUCCGUAAAGAUCUUCACUGCUGCCAUUUAAAGCUCGAGGCCAAGGAUCUGAAAAUGCAGAUUGAGCAUAUGAUGUCACUAGUAUCACUUCAAGAGCAGCAACAUAAGCAAACAGAAAAAGUACUAAAUACUUUGCUUCCAGUUCUAAGAAAACAGUAUUUCACCUUGAAAGAAGCCGGGAUGGCAAAUGGUAUUAUAGAGGCUAAUUACAAGGAGAUUGAACAGCUAAUUCAGAGACCAAAAAUGGUAGUUUGGGCUGACCAAUCUGUUGAAGAGGAACCAAAACAAAAUGAUCAGCCAGAGAUGUCUGUUAUCCUGGCUUUUCCACAACUUGCAAGCCAUCCAAAUACUCCUUGCCGUACACCUUCAGGAGUACCUUCAGAAGAAGUCAAGAAAAAUGUACAACAUGUAAACGAAUGUGCAGUCCCUCCACAAAAAAGAACAAGGCGGAAGCUAAUGAAUUCUCCAGUGAUAGCACAAAGUCCUGAAGCUUUCAAACAGUCUAGCCUUAAUCGCCUGGAGGAUUCCCUCAGCAAGGAUGUCCGUCCUAUUGUGUAUACACCAGAAGUUGGUAGAAAAUCUAUUCCAAUCUUUUGUACACAGACUGUGGUAAAGCAACCAUUACAAGUGGCAAGCCUUCCCGAAGUGAAUAGCUGUAAUGCAGAUAUUCAUUUCCCUUUGAAAAAAGAGUGUGGCAUGGACGUCACAUAUAACGUGAUACCACAGUAUGAACAGAUAGACAUGAAUUCAACAGUGACUCUGUACGAAGGUACAAGUAACACAAAUGAUCCUUGUGCUGACUUGUCUGAAAAGGAGUCACACCUGUGCAGCAGCAGCAGUGUUUUACAAAGACUUGGUCUUCCUUCAUUGCUGAAUAGAAAUCCUGGUCCAAUACACGAGCAGCCAUCAUAUAUGGCAAUGACUUCUGCUGCUGAGAGGAAAAGGAAGUUAUUAAGUUCUGGGACAAAUACUGAAUUAAGUUGCCUGCAAAAUCCUGUGUCUGCAAAGCGUAUUCGACAAGAUACCUUGUUAAGUCAGAAAACUUUACGAGUGCCCAAACCAGUAGGACUUGGAACAAGGAGCCGGAAACAAGAAUCAGAUAUGCAGAGAAAUCUUGCUAGAAGCCUUUCUGAAGGAAAUGUAACAUUGAGUAUGAAAUCAAGGACCUCAAAAAACCUUUUAAUUUGUGUUUCUAAGAAAAAGUAAGUUGUAGGUUUGAGGAUUCAUCCUAAUUUCAGACAAGAUUGAAAGCAUGCAAGUAAAAGAUGGACUUUGAUUUUUCCUGCUGCAGGAAAGUCUGAGGAUAAGUCCGAGACUUAUCAAACCAUGUCCGUCACUGUACUACGCAAUUCUAGAAUGAUCAUUCACCUUUCCAGUGAGGAUUUCAUUAAAAUAUAUUUUUGCAUUCUAUCUUCCAAUAAACACAUACAGACUUCUACUACUGUGUUUUAGCAAGAGAAUAGAAAUGAGUCAUUGUGGGGAGACAGUGAUGUUUCUCUAACUCUUGCACACAUAUUAAUAAAUUAAUACUUUGCAGUACUCUAACUCGUCAGGAGCCAAUGUUGUCAUCUUUUUAAAGAAAUCCUUUUUUUAUGUCACUUACAAAUUCUUAUUCUUUAUUAUGAUACACCAAAUGUUUAGGUAAUUAGAACAUUGAGAUUAUUGCUUUUAUGCUUUUCACUGAAAUUUUCUACUAUUAAACUUACAAGUAAAUGAAAUAGUCCCUUAUGUUAAUACAUUCAUACUUUAAGCAUUAGGAUGUCAAUUUGUUCUAAAAUAUUAAUGUGCUAACACAGGGUGCUAGCACCAACGUGGUACCAGGAAAUAGGAAAAAUGUAUAAUAGGUUUUGUUUUUUUUUAAAUGGUAGCUAUAAUAUUUUGAGCUCAGACUUUUAAUCUGACAGUUUUUAAUUUGUUGCUUAACCUAAUUGCUUGAACAACAUAAAGGUAAAUGCUCCUUUGUAUUUUGAUGUUUUAUAGUUUUUCAAAGCUCUAAUUUUGUUGUAAAUGCGUCAAUUUCGGUAAUUGUUCUGAAUAAAGUUUUUAUAGCUAUAAACAAAAGGAAGAAAUGUCAUGUGAAUUUAAAGUUUAGAAAAAAAUGAAUUUUGCUGUGGCUACCUCUUCUAAACUAAAGAUUAUCUUAAUGAACAUUUGUUUUCCUGGUAGUGUGUUAAUAAUUUUAGACUAUGCUGGCCAUUUUGUCAUAUGCCUUAAUCACGUUAGCAAGAAUUAUUUAAUCUAGGAUCAUGACCUUGUAUGUCUCUGCAAACAUAACAUUAGGCAAGCGGUGACCCAGUCCUUUUGGUAUGACCUAUUGACAUCAAUAGUGAAGUUCUGCUUUUGAUUGAGGGACUCUGGGAUUUAUCCUGUGGUCUCUGACACAGAGAGCUUCCAUUCCAAGAAACCAAGAAGCAUAUGUAGGGGGGAAAGGGAGAAGAUGACUAUCAAACACUUUUAUAAAUGUCUACAUUUUUUUAUAUAUAUUUUAAGCAAGUAAACAUAAUCUUUCCCCAACUGCCCCUCACAAUGUCAUAGUAUGUGGAUUGAUUUAUUAUAGUCAUGCAGAAAUGCAUCCUUGGAAGGGAUUUUGAAAAAAGGGAACAAUGUCAACUUUCAUGGUUUAGUUCAGGGAAGUAUGUUCGUAAAAGGAUGAAACAAAGUUUUAGAGGUCGGUAUUGCUGGUGCAAGCAGGAUUCAUAAAAGAUGAGGAAGAGAGUUCGGAAGAAGCUUGAAGUUUAAGGGUUGAAGUUUGAACUGGAUGUGAUGGACAAAAGUAACAUGAAGAAGCAGAAGAAUUCAAAAUGGGAUGUGGGUCGAUACAUCAGUAUCUUCAUUCAUCAUUCUGAUUGCUAGUAGCAUAUUAGAGAAAGGUAAUGUGGGUGUCGGGGGACAGAAGCUGAUGCAAUCUGCAAUGUCCCAAGGAGAAGGAAAAUCAAAGAUUGAAGAUGGUAUAUGACCCUUUACCAAUGCUAAGCCAGAUGAUGCUGGAGACCUAUGCAAGAGCUCUUUUGGAAAGAUUGGAAGGAAGCAAAAGCCUAGUUGAGAAGCAGGAGGACUAUAAGGAGAGGAGUUGCACGCAAUAUUUGCAAAUGACUAAUUCUGAAGAUUUGAAGUGAAGAGAAGCAGAGAGCUGGAACAGUAGAUGGAUAUGGACCAUAAGAGUCCCAUGAGUCCAUGAUGACAGAUUUGGCCAACAUACCAAGUAUGGACAAAAUCAUUUGUUUUGAAAAAAUUCACUUAUUUUUUAUAGGUGGAUCCAACAAUGUGCCAUUUAAUAAAACUAUCAUUUUUAUAAUAAUCUAAAAGAGAGUCUAAUUUAUGAACAUGUUGGAUACUUAAAAUUGAAUCUGUUGUCUUCUCUCUCAUUUUUUCAUAUAGUAUCUGUCAUGAGAAUUCAAAUACCACAAGCAAACCUAACAACACAAAUGACUCUUCUAAAAUCUUUACUUUUCUCAUUUUACAAAGAUGCAUUCAGAUUUUACAAUACUAUGCUGUUCACUCCAGCUUUAGCAUGCCAAAAUAGAAAAUAUGAUCUUCAUAAUUCAGAAUAAAUAUGGAAAGAGGGCUUGGUGUUGACUUUUGGUUAAAUAACAUUAAAUCUCUGUAUGAACCCCCACUCAUUCAGAAUUAAAGUGGUCUUAAUACAAUUUAUCUUAAUUUACUUGUCCCAACUUGGUAUCAUCCUCAAACUUUAAGUGUAUUUUUAUGCCAUUAUCUAAAUUAUUGAAGAUGUGGAACAGAAUCAAACCUAGGACUGAUCCCUGCAGGAUUCCACUGCAUGUUGUUCCAGCUUGCCUGGAAACGAUUUUCCAACCAGUUAUGUAUCCAUUAUAUAGUAGCUGUAUCUUGCUUGUAUUUCCCCAAUUUGUUUAUGAGAAGGUGAUGAGAGAUAAUGACUUUAGCAAGGCUUUUGAUAAGUUAAACCACAUCUAUUAUUUUCCCCACAUCCACAAAGCUUUGCUACCCUGUCAGAGAAAGCUAUUAGAUUGGUUUGAUACACUUUGUACUUGACAAAUCCAUUUUGACUAUUACUUAUCACUUUAUUUUCUAGGUGUUUGCAAAUUAAUUAUUUUAUUUGCUUCAUUAUCUUUCCAUAUUCUGAAAGAUAAUGGAGCAAAUAACUACAUUAAGUCCUGGCAUUACAAGUCAGACAGGCGGGCGGGAGGGGUAGGUCUCCUACCCGCCAAGUCAGCUGUGACUCCAACAGUGUGAAAAUGGGCCACUAACCUUCAUGCAGAGCCGGGAGAAGCUCCAAAAGUGAGGAAAACACUGACCACUCUACUGUGGAUAAAUUUUAUGGAACCAUGUAGAAUAAAGAAGAGAGACCUGUGAGGCCACAAAUUUCCCCAAAUCUUAAAGCAUAUUCUGAGUCUCCAGAGAGAGAGAGAGCAACACGGUGUCUAAUCAGCCUUAGAAUCCCUAGGGAAGGCAAGCUACAAAAGGCCUCACCAAAGCUACAGCAGAGCUACGUACCCAACGAUGGCCAUGCUCAGUGGAGCUGACAGACACUGGCAAGCCUGAGGAAGGCGUGGGGAGGACCCUGCUCCACUCCUCCAGAAGACGCAGGGCCAGGGGGUGGCCAGCCCUCAGCUCCUCCCAAAUCGCUGGGCCCUGCUCAAUUGCCCCCUUUGCACUCUCCUGUCGGCAGGUCUGGGCAUGCUCUAAAUAUUAAGAUCCAAUCUCUAAGGAAAAGGAUGGGGACCUAAACGUGGUACUAGACUAAGUGCAGUCAUGGGCAUUCUUCAUCGAGUAGUG